AUGGAAACCGAAAUAUUAAAACAACUAAACGUAAUUAACCAUAUUUACGCCCAACUGUGCAAUAAGGUAAUUCUCCCCAAAUCGCAGAUAUAACACUUUCAAAUCAUCUCAUUUUUCCAGCAAAACGAAUUGAUCAAUCAAAUUCUAUCUGCCCCAAAAUCAACUGAUUUUCCACAAAUAGCAAUUUCAACAACAACACCAUCCCCAAGUUUUCUAUCAAUCGAAAAAUCACCUUUUACUCCACCACCAGCUUCACCUGUUGUUUCGAGAUGUUCAAGUGUUGCCACUGAUUUAUCGAUUGAUAUUCGAGGAGGAUCAGACGCAGGUUCAGAAAGUUCGUGUGGAAAGUGUCAAAAAAUGUUGAAGACCAAAAGAACUCUUGCGAUUCAUGAGAGAAAUUGUAAAGGAAAACGAAGAGCGCUUGAUUUUUAA
Caenorhabditis angaria is the source of this 432-nucleotide messenger RNA. NCBI's taxonomy places the organism in Eukaryota, Metazoa, Nematoda, Chromadorea, Rhabditida, Rhabditidae. The record is from the annotation of a GenBank genome assembly.